This is a messenger RNA of Anthonomus grandis grandis, 8857 nucleotides long. RefSeq names its product LIM domain-binding protein 2 (gene Chi). Bases 195 to 2102 code for a protein of 635 amino acids. The record is from RefSeq and is a predicted model, not a curated record. Gene Ontology annotation, biological process: positive regulation of transcription by RNA polymerase II; nervous system development; negative regulation of transcription by RNA polymerase II. Gene Ontology annotation, molecular function: LIM domain binding. Gene Ontology annotation, cellular component: transcription regulator complex; nucleus. NCBI's taxonomy places the organism in Eukaryota, Metazoa, Arthropoda, Insecta, Coleoptera, Curculionidae. The transcript has 15 exons.
UUAUUCCGUGCGGUUCCUCGCGUCUGUUAAGCUAUACGUGCGAUUUAAUUCAAGAGAAGUGAGUUUUUGUUGUUUGUUGUUGGGCCCUCGCCCCCUCCCCCCUCAGAGAGGUGUAAAGUGAAAAGAGAUUUUCAUCAUUAAAAUCGGAAUAAAAUGCCUCCAGACGGGUUUGAACCCUCGGUGUGUGGCUAGGGAUGAGACGGGGCCGACCGGCAGGAUCCAGAAAAACUAGAUGUAAAAAUUCAGAUUUACAUGUUAUCGGCCCUAGCCGUCGCGUGACCGUCGCCAGCACGCUGCCCGUCACCCUGGAGGACCCCGCCGUGCCCUGGAAGGGGCCGCCGCCCGGUCCGGAGCCCCAGGGGUUCGCGGGGGGCGCGGGCGCCUUCGGCUCGGGCCCGCCGUCCGGUUUCCAGGGGCCCCCGCAGCCGUUUCAGGCGGGCCCGCCGGCCGGGGCCGGUAGUCCGGCGGCGGCGAGCGCGCCCCCGUAUCAGGGGGGCGGCGGCCCGCCCCCGGGCGCCUCCACGCCCCAGUACACCGCCUCGCCCGCCCCCUCGGGCAGCUCCACUCCCGGACCGCCGGGACAACCUCAGAAUGCCGGUGGUUUCCCGCCGCCCCCGAACAGCGGCGGGCCCCCCUACAACGGCCCCGGUCCCGGCGGCCCUUUCGGCUCCCCCUCCGGCGGCCCCCCGCCCUUCGGGCGUCCCGGCUCCUCGGGCCCGCCCUUCGUCGGUCCGGGCGGCAACCCCCACUUUCACAACUUCGGACCGGGUCCGGGCACCUUCGGGAUGCCGCCCGGCUCCCCCUUCGGCCCCGGACCCGGUCACCCGAUGUCCGGAGGCCCCAUGGAACCCGGACACGGGAUGAUGGGACGCGCCAUGGGCGGACCCAUACCCGUCGAACAAGGAUCCCUACCGGUUCCAAGGAGGCACACGCCCUACUUCGGUCAACCCGACUACCGAAUAUACGAGCUGAACAAGCGACUGCAACAAAGGACGGAGGUAAGGAGUGACAGCGACAACCUGUGGUGGGACGCGUUCGCGACCGAGUUCUUCGAGGACGACGCCUCCCUGACUUUGGCCUUUUGUCUAGAGGACGGCCCCAAGCGAUACACCAUCGGCAGGACCCUGAUACCGCGAUACUUCAGGAGCAUAUUCGAGGGCGGGGUGACCGAACUGUAUUAUAACAUGAAGCACCCGAAAGAGUCCUUCCACAACACUAGUAUUACGCUGGACUGUGAUCAGUGCACUAUGGUCACGCACCACGGUAAACCGUUGUUUACUAAGGUGUGUACCGAAGGCCGACUAAUCUUAGAGUUCACCUUCGACGACCUGAUGAGGAUAAAGUCGUGGCAUUUCGCGGUGAGGACCCAUCGGGAAUUGAUCCCGCGCACGGUGGUGGGGAUGCACGCGCAACAGGAUCCCGGCAUGCUGGAUCAGUUGAGUAAAAACAUCACCAGGCAGGGAAUUACGAAUUCUACACUUAAUUAUUUAAGGCUAUGUGUGAUAUUAGAGCCGAUGCAGGAGCUGAUGUCGCGGAACAAGGCGUACGCCCUCAGCCCCCGCGAUUGCCUGAAAACCACCCUGUUCCAAAAGUGGCAACGGAUCAUCGCCCCGCCUGGUACGAGAGGUCGUACAGAGUCGCAACGGCAGCCCAGCAAAAGGCGGAAACGGAAAGGGUCGAACUCGGGGGGGGCGGCCAACAAUGCCGCCCCCGCCCCCAACAAGAAACGAUCGCCCGGACCGAAUUUCUCGUUGGCGUCGCAGGACGUGAUGGUGGUGGGAGAACCGUCGCUGAUGGGGGGCGAGUUCGGGGACGAGGACGAGCGACUCAUCACGCGAUUGGAGAACACGCAGUACGACGCCGCCAACUCGAUGGACCACGUCGAUAACCACGGGGGUGGUGGAGGGGGCGGAGGCGGCGGGUUCCACGGGGCCGACUCGCCCAUGGCCGGUUCGAACUCGUGGGGCGCAGGCGGUGGAGGCCCGGGCCCGGGGGACCGAGGCGGGCCGGGGGGCGCGCCGCCCGGCAGCUCGACGCCCCAGGGGGGAGGCGGGGGCGGCGACUCCGCCCAGGACAAAAAGUCGCCGGCGGUGAGCCAGUGAUGACAAAGAACGGGGGGCGGCGCACCCAAACCUACGGACUUCAUCAACAAAAUCACCUCUUCACCGCGGCGGGACGAUGACGUCAGCAGGGGGGGCGGCGGCAACAAUAAUAGACGCACCCCCGCCGCCCCUCUGGAUCCCGCCGCCCCCGCUCCUCAGGAUAUCGCAGGAGGGGGCGGCGGCGAUGGAGUGACGGGACUGUCUCGGGCUUAUCUGCAGUGGAUCCAGUUGCACCAGCAGCUCCAACAGGAGUUGGCGCGGUUCUACUUCGGUUACGGGAUGACUGGAGGUGGAGGGGGGGCGGCGGAGCAGCCGCCCACCGCGGCCGCCCCCCCCGCCCAAGGACCGCAGGAUUUAAGUAAAAAGUCGAAACGUUGAAAGGGUAGAGUCAUAGGGUUAGUUGGUGCCGGAAAAAUGGGGUUUAAAGGCGUCGAAUGGUUUGAAAUUUGAGUGAGGUAGGUCUGAUUUUUUCUUAAAUUAAUUUAAUCUAGAGUCGUGGGGUUUGGAGGAGAGAUGCCCUGCGGUACCGUCUCAAUUUGGUACCAAAGGAUUUUCCGAAAUUUUCAUGCAAAGUGGGGAAAAUUUGGGAUUGGGGUCUUUGUCUACGGAAUUUGGACUAAACGAACAGCAAAAAUUAGUGUUUUUCCUAAACUAGUUGAAGUAGACUCAUGAAAUUUCAUAAGAAACUUCUCUGUAGUACUGUCCGGGGCUGUACAAAAGGAUUUUGCAAAAUUCCCACUUUAACUGGGAAAAAACUGGGAUAAGGGUCUUCGUCUACGGAGUCUAGACUGAACGAGCAGGAAAAAUUAGUGUUUCUCUUAAACUAGUUGAAGUAGAGUCAUGAAAUUUCAUGAGAAGCUUCUCUGUAGAACUGUCCAGGGCUGUACAAAAGGAUUUUGCAAAAUUCCCACUUUAACUGGGAAAAAACUGGGAUAAGGGUCUUCGUCUACGGAGUCUAGACUGAACGAGCAGGAAAAAUUAGUGUUUCUCUUAAACUAGUUGAAGUAGAGUCAUGAAAUUUCAUGAGAAGCUUCUCUGUAGAACUGUCCAGGGCUGUACAAAAGGAUUUUGCAAAAUUCCCAUUUUAACUGGGAAAAAACUGGGAUAAGGGUCUUCGUCUACGGAGUCUAGACUGAACGAACAGCAAAAAUUAGUGUUUUUCCUAAACUAGUUGAAGUAGAGUCAUGAAAUUUCACGAGAAGCUUCUCUGUAGAAUUGUCCAGGGCUGUACUAAAGGAUUUUGCAAAAUUCCCACUUUAACUGGGAAAAAACUGGGAUAAGGGUCUUCGUCUACGGAGUCUAGACUGAACGAGCAGGAAAAUUAGUGUUUCUCUUAAACUAGUUGAAGUAGAGUCAUGAAAUUUCAUGAGAAGCUUCUCUGUAGAACUGUCCAGGGCUGUACUAAAGCAUUUUGAAAAAUUCCCACUUUAACUGGGAAAAAACUGGGAUAAGGGUCUUCGCCUACGGAGUCUAGACUGAACGAGCAGGAAAAUUAGUGUUUCUCUUAAACUAGUUGAAGUAGAGUCAUGAAAUUUCAUGAGAAGCUUCUCUGUAGAACUGUCCAGAGCUGUACUAAAAGAUUUUUCAAAAUUCCCACUUUAACUGGAAAAAAACUGGGAUAAGGGUCUUCGCCUACGGAGUCUAGACUGAACGAGCAGGAAAAUUAGUGUUUCUCUUAAACUAGUUGAAGUAGAGUCAUGAAAUUUCAUGAGAAGCUUCUCUGUAGAACUGUCCAGGGCUGUACUAAAAGAUUUUGCAAAAUUCCCACUUUAACUGGAAAAAAACUGGGAUAAGGGUCUUCGCCUACGGAGUCUAGACUGAACGACCUGGAAUAAUUAGUGUUUCUCCUAAACUAGUUGAAGUAGAGUCAUGAAAUUUCAUGAGAAGCUUCUCUGUAGAACUGUCCAGGGCUGUACUAAAGGAUUUUCAAAAAUUCCCACUUUAACUGGGAAAAAACUGGGAUAAGGGUCUUCGUCUACGGAGUCUAGACUCAACAACCUGGAAUAAUUCGUGUUUUUCCUAAAGUAGUUGAAGUAGAGUCAUGAAAUUUCAUGAGAAGCUUCUCUGUAGAACUGUCCAGGGCUGUACAAAAGGAUUUUUCAAAAUUCCCACUUUAACUGGGAAAAAACUGGGAUAAGGGUCUUCGCCUACGGAGUCUAGACUCAACAACCUGGAAAAAUUAGUGUUUUUCCUAAACUAGUUGAAGUAGACUCAUGAAAUUUCAUGAGAAGCUUCUCUGUAGAACUGUCCAGGGCUGUACUAAAAGAUUUUGCAAAAUUCCCACUUUAACUGGGAAAAAACUGGGAUAAGGGUCUUCGUCUACGGAGUCUAGACUGAACGACCUGGAAUAAUUAAUAUAUUUCUUAAACUAAUUAACCUGAUGUCAUGGUAUUUACAAUAUAAUUAGUCCACAAGAACUGCGAUCUUAGUGCUUGUCCCGAAGGUCAUCUGAAGGUCAACUUGCUUAAUCUCCGGUCAAGCGUGCAUUUACCGCUUGUUUUUCGGGAAUUUUGCGUAUAACUUUUUACCUGUACAUUUUUCAAAAAAGUUUUAUUAGACUUUUUUGAAGGAUUUUUAAUGAUUUAUCGAUUUGCCAAAAAAAAAAAUUUUUCAAAAAAAAAAAAUUUUUCCGAAAAAUUUUUCAAAAAUCCCCAAUAACUCCUUUACGUUCCGAUUUACGACCAAACACCAUUCUACAUAAUUUGUUCUAUUUUUAAUGAAGAACCCAGCGCCGAAAGAACAUUUUCCAUAUUCCCAAUAGUUUUCGAGAAAACGCGGAAAAACUAUUUGAAAGUAAUGAAUUGACCUUCAAAACGAGAGCCAAGUUGACCUUUACACGACCUUGAAGACACAAGUCAAGACAAUGUUCUCUUUCUCUCACGUUGAGUAAUGACAGUUUAGUCUGUCAUCAGCGUGCGGCAACACCGAUAUCCGCACGCCUACAUCACUCGAUUAAUUUCAAACCAUUACACGCAAUUUUUUAUAAAUCAUCUUUAAGGUGCAUUUUUUUGGCACUUACGCAACAUGUUUCCUGCUCCUUUUGACGCAAACAUGUUCCGCUAUGAUCCGAGUGAGAGGAGACUACGAAAUGAGACAAUUGUUUAGUCGUAAAAAAUAAGGACAGAGAGUGACGUUUAGUGUUGUUCCAUGGUGAAUUCGCCGUAGCAGUGAAACUAACUCGAGAAGAGUGUUAUGAGAGACGCAAUUGUUUUGUGUGUAAAUGGCAUUUUUUUUUGUUUAUUUUAUUAUUUUUUAUUAAUUAAUUUAUUGCGGUGCAGUCUGGUGGGUUUUGGUGAUGAGGCGAGGUAUUGAUACAGUCAAAGGCUUCACAAAAAUCCCAAUAUCUUUGAAACUACUGUAAGGAUUUUAUUGAUUUUAGUUUCAUAUGAAAGCCAAUGAGUUUCUUUAUCAAAAAGGUCCUUACAAGUUUCCUCGUAUCUACAGCACUUUUGGAGUUAUUCAACUGUUUUUCGGUACAUUAAAAAAAAUCUUGAUUCAGUCAAAGGCCUUACAAAAAUCCUAAUAUCUUUGAAACUACUGUAAGGAUUUUAUUGAUUUUAGUUUCAUAUGAAAGCCAAUGAGUUUCUUUAUCAAAAAGGUCCUUACAAGUUUCCUUGUAUCUACAGCCCUUUUGGAGUUAUUCAACUGUUUUUCGGUACAUUAAAAAAAAUCUUGAUACAGUCAAAGGCUUCACAAAAAUCCCAAUAUCUUUGAAACUACUGGAAGGAUUUUAUUGAUUUUAGUUUCAUAUGAAAGCCAAUGAGUUUCUUUAUCAAAAAGGUCCUUACAAGUUUCCUUGUAUCUACAGCCCUUUUGGAGUUAUUCAACUGUUUUUCGGUACAUUAAAAAAAAUCUUGAUACAGUCAAAGGCUUCACAAAAAUCCCAAUAUCUUUGAAACUACUGGAAGGAUUUUAUUGAUUUUAGUUUCAUAUGAAAGCCAAUGAGUUUCUUUAUCAAAAAGGUCCUUACAAGUUUCCUUGUAUCUACAGCCCUUUUGGAGUUAUUCAACUGUUUUUCGGUACAUUAAAAAAAAUCUUGAUACAGUCAAAGGCUUCACAAAAAUCCCAAUAUCUUUGAAACUACUGGAAGGAUUUUAUUGAUUUUAGUUUCAUAUGAAAGCCAAUGAGUUUCUUUAUCAAAAAGGUCCUUACAAGUUUCCUUGUAUCUACAGCCCUUUUGGAGUUAUUCAACUGUUUUUCGGUACAUUAAAAAAAAUCUUGAUACAGUCAAAGGCUUUACAAAAAUCCCAAUAUCUUUGAAACUACUGGAAGGAUUUUAUUGAUUUUAGUUUCAUAUGAAAGCCAAUGAGUUUCUUUAUCAAAAAGGUCCUUACAAGUUUCCUUGUAUCUACAGCCCUUUUGGAGUUAUUCAACUGUUUUUCGGUACAUUAAAAAAAAUCUUGAUACAGUCAAAGGCUUCACAAAAAUCCCAAUAUCUUUGAAACUACUGGAAGGAUUUUAUUGAUUUUAGUUUCAUAUGAAAGCCAAUGAGUUUCUUUAUCAAAAAGGUCCUUACAAGUUUCCUUGUAUCUACAGCCCUUUUGGAGUUAUUCAACUGUUUUUCGGUACAUUAAAAAAAAUCUUGAUACAGUCAAAGGCUUCACAAAAAUCCCAAUAUCUUUGAAACUACUGGAAGGAUUUUAUUGAUUUUAGUUUCAUAUGAAAGCCAAUGAGUUUCUUUAUCAAAAAGGUCCUUACGAGUUUCCUCGUAUCUACAGCCCUUUUGGAGUUAUUCAACUGUUUUUCGGUACAUUAAAAAAAAUCUUGAUAUAGUCAAAGGCUUCACAAAAAUCCCAAUAUCUUUGAAACUACUGGAAGGAUUUUAUUGAUUUUAGUUUCAUAUGAAAGCCAAUGAGUUUCUUUAUCAAAAAGGUCCUUACAAGUUUCCUUGUAUCUACAGCCCUUUUGGAGUUAUUCAACUGUUUUUCGGUACAUUAAAAAAAAUCUUGAUACAGUCAAAGGCUUCACAAAAAUCCCAAUAUCUUUGAAACUACUGGAAGGAUUUUAUUGAUUUUAGUUUCAUAUGAAAGCCAAUGAGUUUCUUUAUCAAAAAGGUCCUUACGAGUUUCCUCGUAUCUACAGCCCUUUUGGAGUUAUUCAACUGUUUUUCGGUACAUUAAAAAAAAUCUUGAUAUAGUCAAAGGCUUCACAUAAAUCCCAAUAUCUUUGAAACUACUGUAAGGAUUUUAUUGAUUUUAGUUUCAUAUGAAAGCCAAUGAGUUUCUUUAUCAAAAAGGUCCUUACAAGUUUCCUUGAAUCUACAGCCCUUUUGGAGUUAUUCAACUGUUUUUCGGUACAUUAAAAAAAUCUUGAUACAGUCAAAGGCUUCACAAAAAUCCCAAUAUCUUUGAAACUACUGGAAGGAUUUUAUUGAUUUUAGUUUCAUAUGAAAGCCAAUGAGUUUCUUUACCAAAAAGGUCCUUACAAGUUUCCUUGUAUCUACAGCCCUUUUGGAGUUAUUCAACUGUUUUUCGGUACAUUAAUUGGAUACAGUCAACUAUAUGUAAAAAACGCCUUGUGGAACCCACCAGACCCGAUUUCAGUGUGCAAUUUUACCAUGUAAAAUUCCCAUGGUGGAGGAACCACCGGGUCUUAUAAGGUACCUACCACCUUCUACGUUAAAUAUACAAAUUACAGUGUUGCAGCAGUAAAAAGGUAAAAAGGCGGCUCACAUUUUGUACAGUUAGAUUUUAAGCGAAAAAAUCACACCUUUAAUAAUAAUAAUAAUAAUAAUGAUAAACGGGUUUUUUUUGGGGGUGGGGGAUUCAUUGCUGCGUUCCUAUAUUUAAUUUCUACGUUUCGGUCAAGAUUCCCCUUCCGCCCCCCUCCCCCAAAAAAAACCCGAGGAGGGCGCCCCCCUUCCCCCCCACCACCUCUCGAAACCACGCCCCAUUUUAGGAUCAAUUUUGUAACAUAGUGAAAAUAAUUUGAAUUGUAUUAAUAAGGAUAUCAUCCCCACCCCUCCCCACCCCCUUUCCCUGUCAUUGUAACUUAUUAAGUUUUUUUGUCAAGUCGCCUAUGAUGUAUGCACCUACGAAGGGUCAAUUGGAAAAACUUGCCGCCCUUGAUUGUUUUGAAAAAAAAAAAAAAAAAAAAAAAAUCGAAUGGCGUUAGAUCCGGUGAACUGGCCGGCCCUCCGAAGGAUCCAUUCCUUUCCUAUUUUUUAACUGCGAGCAAAAGGGUUACACUUAAGGGUGGAAAGUUUUUAAAUUGACACCCAAUAUAUAUAUAUAUAUAUAUAUAUACGGGGUGUCCCAAAAGUGUGGACACACCCAAAAAUCUUGGGGAAUAUGGACGCUAGAAAAAAUCAUUAAAUACAAAAGUUUUGGGGAAUCAAUCGGUUAAACUUGACCUUGAGCUUGACCUUCAAGGUUAUUUGAAGGUCAAAGCGAUUUUUUUAAAUGGCAACCCCUAUUUUUGACACCGGAUUAAAGUAAUACGGAUUUCCGUUUGAAGAGACGAAGUCGACCUUCGAAUGACCUUGAAAAUGAGGUUCAAGGUCAAAUCCAAAGAUUUUUGGGUGUGUCCAUACUUUUGGGUGUACAUUUUCUUCCCAAAACAAAAAGAGAGAGAGAGAGAGAAAAUAGGGAACUGCGUGUAAGUGUAAAUUGUUACUAUAGAUGUAAUGCAAUGAAUUAAUGCAAUAUUCCUCUCUCUCUCUCUCUCUCUGUCUGUUUAUUCAUUUGUUUUAAUCCGGAUUGAUGAAAAACCAUGCGAUGAUUUCAAGAUUUUACAAUAGAGAACACUUACGAUUA